Molecule: messenger RNA, 375 nt
Organism: Perkinsus marinus ATCC 50983
Lineage: Eukaryota; Perkinsozoa; Perkinsida; Perkinsidae
Exons: 2
Coding region: 1-375 (124 amino acids)
Source: RefSeq, a predicted model, not a curated record
AUGGGAAGUACAUACUGCGAGAAAGUAGCCGACGUCGGUGAGAGCAAUAACGGCGUUAUGGUACGGCAACAGUUGACUUCGCUGGGUUACGGUAUCGAUAAAAUGAAGAACGUGGUUAACAGGUCAACCCAGAGGACUGUAUGGGUGUGGCGACAGCUCCGACCAGAUGCUCUCGCAGCUGCUGGCGGUCACCUGGCCAGAGGAGAAGGCACUGUAUACGUUAACAAGCUUCAGAAAAUGCCCGAGUUCGGGAAUAAAUGCUCUUUGGUCUCGGCGGUCCGAAAGGGCCUUAAAGAAUUACGAUCUGUGGAGAAGCAAUGCAAGUGGUUACCCGAGACUUACAUUCUGUUGAAGGUGACGAUCGUCAAGCAUUAG